UAAUGUCUUUCACGCGGAAUGUCUAUAAGGCUGAUUGUUUACCACCAUACUAGACAAGUUCCACGGGGACGAUGCGGGGGCGUGGGGGUUCCCAUAACUAAAACUGGUAAAUAUUCGAGGGGAACCCUGGUGUGAGAACGAUAAAAAGCUAUAAGUAAUCGGCCUGUCACGCUCAACUUCGCUGGGGCGUUCGUGGUCGGCAACUGGCGCCCUGCAUCAUUCACCAUAAUGGAUCUCUUUUCGCUCACGGACAGAACCGCCCUUGUUACGGGUGGAACUCGAGGAAUUGGACAGCAGAUGGCUAUCGCUAUGGCUGAAGCUGGUGCGGAUAUCAUUCUGGUCCAGAGAAACACUAGCAAUCAAGACACGAGGCAGAAGAUCGAAGACCUAGGGCGCAAGGCAACGAUUUACACAGCCGACCUAUCUUCUCGGGAGUCUGUCUCUACAUUAGUGUCGAAUGUCUUGAAUGAUGGGCAUGAUAUCGACAUCCUUCUCAACUGCGCGGGGAUACAACGGCGACACCCGAGUCAUAUGUUUCCAGAUAAUGACUGGGACGAGGUCCUCCAAGUCAAUCUUUCUACCGUUUUCACGCUCUGCCGGGAUAUCGGCGCCUAUAUGCUCACCCGGACCCCGGAUUCCUCCGGUCACCGCGGGAAUAUCAUCAACGUCGCCUCUCUCGUUUCAUUCCAAGGUGGAUUGACCGUGCCGGCUUAUGCAGCUGCAAAAGGUGGCGUGGCACAAUUGACUAAGGCGUUAUCGAAUGAAUGGGCCGCCAAAGGAAUCAACGUGAACGCGAUCGCCCCCGGUUAUGUAGCUACGGACAUGAACACGGCGUUGUUGCAAGACCCGGAGCGGUCGGCAAGCAUCCUUGCGAGAAUCCCCGCGGGACGAUGGGCAACCGCGGAGGAUUUCAAGGGAGUGACGAUAUUCUUGGCAAGUCGAGCGAGUGGAUAUGUCUUUGGUGAGAUUUUGACGGUCGAUGGCGGGUGGAUGGGGAGAUGAUGAGGGUGUGUGUAUUGUAUGUACAUACAUUGGGGCUGACAAUACAUAGUGGAAUGUUAAUCGAAGAGGAAUUCCAGGUUGAAUUGUAAUGGUCUCAAUUUGGGAGAGUAAUUGGUUGAUCGGAGGUGUUUCGCUUCGAGCUAAUCCCCAACCAUUGUAUAAUGGUCAUCUAUAUAGCUUGUUGGUACCAUGGUAAUGUCAUCUCUUAGUGCUGAUUAGUCCGGUAUACUUCGCACGCCGAACUUUAGUCAAUGAAUCAUGAGGUACGAAGCUGGUACCGACUCUCGUCUAGAAAAACAUUGUAAUGACUGGUCACUAAAGAGUACCUAUUAGUUACUUGUAGUACGGAGUACUACAAGUACUAUAAAGGUACCUGCCCAGAAUUCCUCGUGCUUUCUUCAUGGAUUCGAUAUUGCGUGCUGCAUUUGAUCUGUAUGAUGACGUAUGAGUACGUACGAGGAUCGGCAAGUGAUGGAGGGAAAUUCAUGGAACCAUGCAUAGAAGAUAUCAUGCUGUUCUCAUAGCAGCAGACUGGUCCAAUCGGUCCCCCAUGAGGUUGAAGGAGAUCCUGAGGAAGAAAAAGGAUCCAAUGAAGGUGAUGAGAGUAAGACCAGGAAUGG
Molecule: messenger RNA, 1622 nt
Organism: Aspergillus pseudotamarii
Lineage: Eukaryota; Fungi; Ascomycota; Eurotiomycetes; Eurotiales; Aspergillaceae
Exons: 3
Coding region: 229-1002 (257 amino acids)
Molecular function (GO): oxidoreductase activity, acting on the CH-OH group of donors, NAD or NADP as acceptor
Source: RefSeq, a predicted model, not a curated record